Molecule: messenger RNA, 4306 nt
Organism: Oryzias melastigma (Indian medaka)
Lineage: Eukaryota; Metazoa; Chordata; Actinopteri; Beloniformes; Adrianichthyidae
Gene: sox4b
Product: SRY-box transcription factor 4b
Exons: 1
Coding region: 721-1920 (399 amino acids)
Biological process (GO): cell differentiation; positive regulation of transcription by RNA polymerase II; anatomical structure morphogenesis
Molecular function (GO): RNA polymerase II cis-regulatory region sequence-specific DNA binding; DNA-binding transcription activator activity, RNA polymerase II-specific
Source: RefSeq, a predicted model, not a curated record
UUCCGGUAUUCAAGUAGCCACAUGGCAAAGUAAAACUAUAAUUGACUUCCUAUAUACUGAGCCUAUAUGUUAAUAGAAGACACAUGGACUGUUUUAGUUUUAAAAAAAAUGGAGGGGGUUCACAACAUUAUCCCAUGUCUCUUUAAAAAAAUUCAGUUUCUUAUAUUCUGGAAUGAGGUCAGACACGAGGCUCCUCAUUGCACACGCUGAUUAUUAUUGCGUUUCAUUUUCCACCAAUGAAUGACGGGGAGGGGCGUGGUUUGGCUCAAAGGCAGGGUAGCGACAGCGUUUGAUUGGUGGAUUUUUAUCGCUGUUGUAUGAGGAGGAGAUAAAGGCGAGAGGAGGAGGGCCGCUGCUGAAAGGCUGCUUGAAACGCGAAAAGUCGGCUUUGCAGAAGGGAGGCGGGUAGUAAGAAGUGGCUUUUUGCUUCUUUUUUUUGUGGCCCCCCAUUCUGAGCAGAUGCUGAGAAAAACAUAGUCUUGUGCAUGAAACCGGCACCCUUCACUGCUCUACAUCCGUGUAGAGUCCGCUCACGAUCUGAAAUGAGCUUUUAAAACUCAACAACUUGGAAGUUAAACUUUUUUUAAUGCCUGCUGCCUUUUCAGGCAACUUUGGACCUAAGUGCUGCCAAGUUUCUUGUGCAUCUCAGGAGUAAGUUACUGUUUACACUCAGCUCAGACUGAGACGCCAGCUCCCCCUCGGUGUGCACUGCCGGGCAGCAUGGUGCAGAAAAUGAGCCACACGGAGAGCACCGCCGAGGCGCUGUCUUUCUUCACCAGCGACUCGGGCUCCGACUCCGGGGCGUGCAUGGACCUGGACCCGGCCGCCUCGCCGCUCUCGCCGGGCUCCUCCACCGCCGGCGACAAGCUGGGAGACAACCCGGCGUGGUGCAAAACCCCCAGCGGCCACAUCAAGAGACCCAUGAACGCCUUCAUGGUGUGGUCGCAGAUCGAGAGGAGAAAAAUCAUGGAGCAGUCCCCGGAUAUGCACAACGCCGAGAUCUCCAAGCGGCUGGGGAAGCGGUGGAAGCUGCUGCGAGACAGCGACAAGAUCCCGUUCAUCAGAGAGGCGGAGCGGCUCCGGCUCAAGCACAUGGCGGACUAUCCCGACUACAAGUACCGGCCGAGGAAGAAAGUCAAAUCCGGCGCCUCCAAGCCCGGCAGCAGCAGCGGCGACAGGGGGGACAAAGUUACCAGUAGCAACACCAGCACUAAAACCUCCUCAUCCUCGAGGAAGAGCGGUUCCAAAUCACCCAGCAGCAGCAGCAAACCCCACAAAUCACUUUUCGGGAGUAGCACCAAAGCAUCCCUGUUCUCCUCGGAGCAGCCGCCGGAGCACAACCCCUUCAAGUCCAAGUCCUCCGCGGCCAAGCAGAUCCCGGACGGGAAGAAGAAGCGGGUCUAUGUGUUCGGCAGCGGCGCGGCCAGCCUGAGCAUCAGCCCGGGCUCGUCCGUCACCGUCCCGGCCAGCCCGACGCUCAGCACCUCCGCCGACUCCAGCGACUCCACCAGCCUGUACGACGACGCGGCUAGCCGGGAGGAGGGCGCCGCCUCCCCGGGCAGCACUAGCAGCAACAGCGGCGGCAGCGGCGGGCACACAUACACAAACCGGCGGGCCUCCUCACCCACCCCCUCCGGCUCGCACUCCUCCGUUUCCUCGCACUCCUCCUCCUCCUCGUCGUCUGAGGACGAGGAGUUUGAAGACGACCUACAAGACGUCAACCCGAGCCCGAGUUACGACAGCAUGUCGCUGGGGAGCUUCGGCUCCUCCGUGCUGGACAGAGACUGGGAUUUGAACUGCGAGUCCAUCUCCGGGGGGUCCCACUUCGAGUUCCCCGACUACUGCACGCCUGAAGUCAGCGAGAUGAUCUCCGGGGAUUGGCUGGAGUCCACCAUCUCCAACCUGGUCUUCACGUACUGACUGAGCGCACGCGGGCAGCUUCACUGCCGUAAACCGUCACGAAAGUCCGCGCGCCUCUUUGCAGCAAGAGCUGCAAAAUCCCUGGAAAGCGACUACUUGCUUUGAUUUUUUUUUAUUUUUCCCCCUCCUGCGUGGACUUUUCUUGGGAUGCGUGGACUGAGUCAAAAUCACGAUGCGUGGAGAGGAAGAUACUGAGCUUCCUGCGUUCAGUCCUGGACUGUUUUGAACUUAAACUGUGAUUGAUUUGCACGCUGCGGUCCGCCGUUCACUUAAUCAAUAUUGUUGAUCGAAAAAGGGACAUUUCACAACUUUUUUUCCACCAACCGCCAAGUGAAUUUCCCACUUAAAGGUACAGAAUAGGACUGCCGUGCGACAUUUUUUAUCAUUGUGUCAAAGAGAGGCAUUAAAAAAUAAAACUGAGGUGGGUUUUCUUUUUUGUUUUCUUUUACUAUUUUAUUGAAGAGAAAAAGAAAAAAAUAAGCAUGAUAGCCUACUAUGUUCCUAUCUUGUGCUGAGAUUUUCUGUGAGACUGUUGGAACAGUUUGGAAAACUAGUAUUAGGAUUAUUUAAAUGGAUAGGUGGCGCUCGCUUUUUUUAGUUCUUUUAUUUUGAAAAAAAAGCACGUUGAAAUGAUCACCAGCUGUCGUAAAAAUUUUCAGGAUUCAACUUCGACUCUGUGCUGAACUUUAUACACGUUUUCUCUACGAUUCAGGACCAAAACAUUGUUUUUUUUUAUUUCAGAUACUAGUUCUAGAGAAACACCGACUUCUUUUACACCUUUGUUUUGUACAUUUAUCAAGAUGCCAUUUUAUACCGGAUGUUGUAUUUAUAUACUGUUGGAAACAUCUUUUUAACUUCAUGUUGGCCUGCACAUGAUUCGAGUCCUGUGUUGUCUUUUUCUUACACGGUUGUUUGUCACUUUUUUUUCUCUCAGGCGAAGGGCUAGAGUUUAAAAAAACAAAAAACACACGACUUUUUAUUUCCCUUUUUAUAUUUAAAUGUACACACUUUUUGGACGCUUCAAAGAGAGGAAACAUUUUGAUUAUUUUCUCAGUGUAUUUUUGUACAAAUAUAUAUGGAAAAAAAAAAGAGGAAGUCAACAAUCGGUGUGUGUAGCCUACAAAUACAGCUGUAUUGGAUUUCCUAGUUUUUAAUACCCUGGCGGGCUGGUUUUCAUGCUGCCUUCAAGUGCUCGUAGUAAGUUUGUUUAGAUGCUAUUUUGGCGGGACAGACAUUGUGCCUACUCUUUCGGAUAAAAUGUUUUGACUGAAUGGAGGAGCUAGUAAAAUACUCUAAAUUUCCCGAAAACCUAACAAACUUGCUGCACCUCAUGAGAAUCUCUCCCCACUAUAGCGUUUUUUUUUCCCGACAGCACUUGAAAGCAGCACCAGUCCUUGGACCAGCCUCCUUUUUAAGCCCCUUCGGCGUUUACAGUGCCAGACUGCAGGUUGCUUAAAGACACAGGAACACGUUUUUUUUUCUUUUUUUCGCCACAAGCUGUUCUUGUGACCCCAUGUGGGGUUAACAGCGUCACUAUCUCAACCAGCAGCGACUUACGUUUGCAUUUCACGUCAGAUUUUUUGCCUGUGACAAAAAAUGAGGAGAUUGUAGCUUUAAAUUUGACUUGGAUGUUUUCACCGAGUGAUGUCACAUUUGCCAGUCAACCACUGGAUUGAAGAGACUGUCAAUAUUUUCAAACAAACAAGAGCGACAACAUCAAGCAUAUUCAAAUUUCCGACUUGAGUUCCGCAACAUCUACUUGUACUGCGUUUCUCAUUGUAUUUGAAUAUAUAAUCUUUUUUACUUGUCAGCUAACUAUUAGCUAAUAAAUGUUUUAGUAUCUUUAUGGCAUGGUGACUAGCAUUUGUAUUUCAGAUUGAGGUUAUUAGCUGUUGUGUUUUUUCAGAUAAAAAAAAAAUGGGGGGAAAAAAAUGAGGAAAAACGAUUAAACGUGAACUUGAUCUUUGUAUAUUUGACUGUACCAUAAAGCAAAAAGAUUGUGUGUUUAUGUAUGUCGUUGCUAUCAAAGACAGGCACUGUCUAGAACUGCUAUCUUUUCCACAUCCUUAUUUACAUUGAAGGUGGUCAGUUCAGACUGUUUUUUUAUAUAAAUAUAUAUAUAAAAGCAUUUUUAAAUAUAUUAACUUUAUUUUUCAUCCAUCUUGUGCAAUAUGCUGUGUAGAAUUAUCAUUUAUUGUCUCUAAAUCAUGCCAUAAACAAAGGAACCACCCUUUUUUUCUCCUUUUUUUUGACAUACAGAGAAAUGAGGAGGUUUUGUCUCAUGCCAGCUAAGUUGUGUCCAUUCACUGCCUGUCAGAUUGUUGAUAGCAAACUUGUGUACAGAACUUUUUUCAAAGAAGGAAAUAAAUAUCAGCUGGAACUGAAA